This is a messenger RNA of Chlorella variabilis, 168 nucleotides long. RefSeq lists its product as hypothetical. Bases 1 to 168 code for a protein of 55 amino acids. Gene Ontology annotation, biological process: mitochondrial respiratory chain complex I assembly; electron transport chain. The transcript has a single exon. Lineage: Eukaryota; Viridiplantae; Chlorophyta; Trebouxiophyceae; Chlorellales; Chlorellaceae. The record is from RefSeq and is a predicted model, not a curated record. Gene Ontology annotation, cellular component: mitochondrion.
AUGGGCUACAACUUUCGGAAGGCCGACGCCUGGCGGCAACACCCGCUGCUGACCAACACCUGGCGCCACUCCAUGCCUGGCCUGGGGCUGGGCCUGGUGGCGUUUGCUGCCUACGUGGCUUAUGACCAGAUGACCAAGCAGCAGAGCGGCAAGACCGAGCACCACUGA